Molecule: messenger RNA, 477 nt
Organism: Meloidogyne enterolobii
Lineage: Eukaryota; Metazoa; Nematoda; Chromadorea; Rhabditida; Meloidogynidae
Source: the annotation of a GenBank genome assembly
AUGUCAAAUUUUAUAUCACAGCUGAAAUUUAUCGAUGGUUAUUUCAAAUAUACUCUCAUUUGGUUGAAGUCUUUGGUUAAUUACCCAAGAAAUAAGGUAAAUAUUAAGACCUUGCCCUUGCGAGAGUGGCUUCUUGGGAGAAAUUUUGGAAAUGCUUUGCCUUUGGCGAAGCUUAAAUUGAAAUAUUCUUAUAUUAGCUGGAUUAGAGUUCAACGGGUUUUGGUAUGUGUAUCGAAGAUUGUUGGAUGGAUAUUGGGUACGAUGCUUUAGUUUUUUAAAUAGAGUGAAAUCGUUAUGCUAUUCUAAGCAGCAUGUUUUAUUUUUUGCAAAUUUUCAAUCUUUCUAGAGCUAAAGGAUUAAUGUUCUAAAUUGUGUUAAUGUUGUGUUCAGUGUACUAUUUCCAAGGUGGUUUUGCCUAGCAAGCUUGCUAAGCGUUUUGGGAAGGAAUAGAAGCGGUGAUAGAAUAUCAACAACGAA